UCGCAUUGCUGCUCCAACGCCUGCUGCAACCUUCCCUAGACAAAUAACAAACACAACAGCAACAAAACGCUUGCCCUCUCUCUCUUUCCCUGUCGCUCUGUCAUUGGUCUUUUGCUUUUCCUCAUCUAUUACUCUGUUUUCUUUCUCUUCUGUUCUCUCACCUAUUCUUCGAAGCAAAGGUAACACUAAAGUUUUGAUUUUUGACCCACAAAAGAGCAAAGAAACAACCCCAUAUAAGAUUACACAGUCGCCGGAAAUGUUGCUUCCGGUGCAUUUUCCGGCAUAGAAUCAAAAUGCAAGAGACCCUUUUAGCUACACUAUCAGAAAACCCCAAAACCAAAGCCAACAACAAAGACGUUUCCUUGCUAGUCACCUCGCCGUGCCAUAUCGUCUCGACGAGAACCCGAUCCCAGCCGAACUCGCGGCGCGUGACGCCAACUCGCGACUCGACUUCCACCACCAUUACCGCCAGUGUCGACACCAGCUGUGCCUUGGUGGAGAAGGUGCUGCCCAAUGGGGAUAUUUAUACCGGGGGGUUGGUAGAUGGUAUUCCACAUGGGAAAGGGAAGUAUUUGUGGAGUGAUGGGUGUAUGUAUGAAGGAGAGUGGAAGAAAGGGAAGGCUAAUGGAGGUGGGAAGUUUUCUUGGCCAACAGGAGCUUCUUAUGAAGGCCAUUUUAAGUUGGGGAAAAUGGAUGGUUUUGGUACUUUUAUUGGUGUAGAUGGUGAAGCUUAUAGUGGAAAUUGGGUGAGUGAUAAAAAACAUGGGUUUGGUGAGAAAAGGUAUGCUAACGGGGAUGUUUAUCAAGGUUUAUGGAAGGAUAAUUUGCAAGAUGGAGAUGGGAAGUAUAGCUGGAGUAAUGGGAAUGAGUAUAUUGGUGAGUGGAAAAACGGGGUGAUUUUUGGGAAAGGGGUGUUGGUUUGGGAUAAUGGGAAUAGAUAUGAAGGGUAUUGGGAAAAUGGGGUGCCGAAAGGGAAAGGGAUGCUUACAUUUGGUAGUGGGAAUGGGAGGGUUUGUGGCGGCGGAGAGGAUCUUAAAAGAGUGGCCUUGGAUCCGGUAGGAGGGGGAGGGAGGAAGAGAUCAUCAGUGGAUGGUAACUUUCCGCGGAUAUGUAUUUGGGAGUUGGAUGGAGAGGCUGGUGAUAUUACUUGUGAUAUUGUUGAUAAUGUUGAGGCGUCAAUGUUUUACAGAGAUGGUAGUGAUGAUAAUGGAGGUGGAUGUGAGGGUAAUGUGCAGCAGCAGCAGCCAGGAAGAAGUCCUUGUAGUUCUGUUGAUUGUGAGGUUAAUAAGAAACAAGGACAAACGAUUUCAAAAGGGCAUAAGAAUUAUGAUUUAAUGCUUAAUCUUCAACUGGGUGUCCGGCAUUCUGUUGGCAAGCAUGCGUCAAUAACAAGGGAAUUAAGACAGGGUGAUUUUGAUCCCAAAGAGAAGUUUUGGACAAGGUUUCCACCUGAAGGAUCGAAGUCUACACCUCCGCAUCAGUCUGUGGAUUUCAAAUGGAAGGAUUACUGUCCCAUGGUAUUCAGACAUCUGAGGGAAUUGUUUGCAAUAGAUCCAGCGGACUACAUGCUAGCUAUUUGUGGAAGUGAUACUCUUAGGGAAUUUUCCUCCCCUGGGAAGAGUGGAAGCUCCUUUUAUCUAACUCAAGAUGACCGUUUCAUGAUCAAAACCGUUAAGAAAUCUGAAGUCAAGGUUCUCAUUAAGAUGCUUCCAAGUUAUUACCAACAUGUUUGCCAGUACAAGAACUCAUUGGUAACAAAGUUCUUUGGCGUGCAUUGUGUUAAACCAAUGGGAGGUCAAAAGACCCGUUUUGUUGUAAUGGGCAAUCUGUUUUGUUCUGAGUACCGCAUCCAUAAACGCUUUGACCUGAAAGGUUCUUCUCAUGGACGUACAACUGACAAGCCAGAGGGUGAAAUUGAUGAGACAACCACACUUAAGGACCUCGAUCUAAACUUUGUAUUUCGCCUGGAACGGUCAUGGUUUAAUGAACUCAUAAGACAAAUUUAUAGGGACUGUGAAUUCUUGGAAGCAGAGAGGAUUAUGGAUUACAGUCUUCUAAUUGGUCUUCAUUUCCGUGAUGAUUACUCAAGUGAUGAGAUGAUGUCACUAAAUGACAAGCAUUUUGAAAAAAGAAAUUCACAUAAUGAGGAAACAUCGAUGCGUGGUUAUCAUUUGCUGCCCGAUAUGGACUGGGUCAUGGAAGGCAGUGGGCCAUUUAUCCGGCUAGGGGCAAACAUGCCUGCAAGAGCAGAGCGUCUGUCGAGGAAUACUGAAUUGGAUCAGUGCACAGGGAGUGGAAGUAACAAUUCAACACCUUCACAGAAUGGUACCGAGAUCUUUGAUGUAGUUCUCUACUUUGGUAUCAUUGACAUCCUCCAAGAUUAUGAUAUCAGCAAAAAGCUAGAACAUGCAUACAAGUCCUUGCAAGUGGAUCCCACGUCUAUCUCAGCUGUUGAUCCCAAGUUAUACUCGAAAAGAUUCCGAGAUUUCAUACAUAGAAUUUUCAUAGAGGACAAGUGAUGACGGGAAAGAAAGGAAAGGAAAAUUAUACACAAUUUAACACCCAGAAAUUAAACUCCCAGUGACAUCCCGGAAGAGCUGGUGCCAGAUUUACGAGUGAUGCAUGUGUAAAGUAAGGCACAUUGAUUGCUGAUGCAUUGGAUGCGUUGAGGUGUUUAACGUUUGUGGCUAAAUUUUUUAGAUUAGCCAUGGUGUUUAAGUGUCAACUACGGACGAGAUGUCAAGGGAUUAGGUGAGCUUGUAUAAAUCUGAAGAGUGAAGGCAGGCAACUACAGCAGUUUGUUUUCUUGAGUUGUGAGCAGCCCUGGAAUGUGAUUAUCAGCAAGCACAGAGCAUAGAAAGUAGAGAAAUGGUUCUGGCAAAAUUGGGGAGGGAUUGGAAAAAUAAGUGUACAGUCAAAAGUAAGUGGGGUAAAUAGUAUCUUUUCUGUAAAAAGAGAGAGAGAGAAACAUUAUGGGAGUGGUAGUGAACAAAAUUCUUUUUGAUGGCAUCUAUUUAAAAUUUUGAAAAA
Molecule: messenger RNA, 3030 nt
Organism: Populus trichocarpa (black cottonwood)
Lineage: Eukaryota; Viridiplantae; Streptophyta; Magnoliopsida; Malpighiales; Salicaceae
Product: phosphatidylinositol 4-phosphate 5-kinase 1
Exons: 8
Coding region: 294-2519 (741 amino acids)
Biological process (GO): phosphatidylinositol metabolic process
Molecular function (GO): 1-phosphatidylinositol-4-phosphate 5-kinase activity; ATP binding
Source: RefSeq, a predicted model, not a curated record